CGAUUAGGUAUGUGUUAAAAUAUGUGAAGUGAUUUUUUUAUUAUAUAAAUUAGUUAACAAGUUUCCAUGAUGCUACUUUUCUUGUUGAGUGCUGUGUUUAUAGCGGGCAGCCGCGGCGCGGGGCUCGGCGAGGUGGACAACUGUGACGUGAACGAGCUGAAGGUGUGCAUCGAGCUGAUCCCGCGCACGCCCGUCGGCCUGCCACGCAGCCGCGACGAGCUGGACGCGCACUGCCAGGCCUACCAAACGGGCAUGGUGUGCAUGGACGCGUGGAUCAAGCGCUGCCUGCCGGGCGACGGGCAACGGCUGGUGCAGCAGCAGAUCGGGGGCGCGCGCGCUCUCAUGCGCUUCCUGUGCACCAAUGAGACUGCGUUGAGGAAAGAGUUCCUGAAGGAGCCGAUGUGCUGGUCGCGCGUGUCCCCCGCCUGGUCGCAGUGCGUGGACGAGCUGCAGAUGGCCGUACGUGACAUCACGGAGCGCGCGCAGCUGCUCACCUACGUCAAUAGGAACUCCGAGCUGUGCUGUGCGCGCGAAGAGUACAUGCAGUGCGUGAGCUACGCCGGGCGCGCGUGCUCCGCCAGCGCGGCGGGGCUGCUGCGGCGCAUGGCGUGGGUGCUGGCGCAGGACGUGGCGGCGUGCAGCCAGCAGCAGCGCUGCGCCGCGCCCCCGCCCCCCGCCGCGCCGCUGCUCGCGCUGCUGACCACGCUGCUGGCGUAUCCGACGCACUUCUUGUAAACAAGUGACGGUUAGGGUGAUGCUUAUACCACUGAGUGGGUUUAAUUUAUACCAGCGGGUUUAGUUUGGCUGUUUAAAUGCAUACUGGAAUGAUUUGCUCUUUUAAUCCUAUUAAACAAAAUAAAUUGGAGACUUUUCUAUGGAAAUCAAUUCAAAGAAAUAUAUUGAUUUCUCAAAAAAUAAGUAAGUAAUGUUUGACACAUAAGUAUCUAUUUCAGUUUUGUUAAUGAGAAUAAUUAAAAGAAGUAAAACGUGUUUUUUAAUUGUCGUACUCUUGGUUAAGUUUGUUUUCAUUAAACUUGGAGGUACCUAUAACAAUAACGCAAUUUAAAAUUUAAUUUUACCUUUAGCAAAACCAAACAAGGACGAUUGUGCUUUUGCGUAUACACUACGGCUUCUUAGAAAAUAAUAUCUGACAAGUAUGAAUAGCACAUCAGUUAACUAUGUAAGUAUUUACUUUCUUUAGUGUCGAUGUUACGUGAAUUUUAAGUAUUUUAUUUAAUUAAGAAUUUUAAGUUUGUGAAUUUUAUUAAUAUUAUUCUAUCUAUCAUCUUAACUCCCUAUUUUAUGUUUCGUAAUUGAAGUCAAUUGAUAACAAAAUAAGUAGUCGCUCAAAUUUUAUUUUCUUAGCGUAGGCUGGCGACCUGAUAAUAUUAUGAAUGUAUGAAUAGACUCAAAUUGGGGAAUUCAAAAGCAACUAGGCACAGCUGGGCUUAUCAAAUCCCAUUGAAAAGAUAAACAGAUAUUCAUUAAACCAAGCAAUCGUCUCCUAUUUAUUGAAGUCAAAUAUUAUUCUUGUUUGGGUUUACUAAGUCAAAGAAAUCUACAAUUCUAUACAUAAUUUGCUUAAAUACAGCGGUACAGAAUUUAUGAUUGAUAUCAUAAACAAAUUAAUGCCAAAGAUAUAAUCAGGGAAAAGUUAUUUUAGUAACCACUAAGUUAAUGUGUUUUUGCUUUUAAGUACUUAAUUAAAUGUUACUGAUUGGUGGAAUAAGUUUAGAAUUUUUAAAGUUGCAUUAUUAUUAUAUUAUAAGAUGUAGUAGUAAGUGUAAAUAUUAUUUGUAAUUAAAAGCUUCGGUAGGUAUUAACAGAUUAUAAAAUCAUACGUGAAUAUUUCAUUUUGUUAAAAUGUUCAACAUUAACUUAUUACUUAACUGUUAAACUUAUUGUAGUUACUGAAUUAGAAAAGUCAAGACCUUCAUCAACCUUACAAAUUAUAAAUUUCUUAUUAUCUUUAUCUAGUCUGACUUAGUUUGAACUUCGCAUUCGAUGUGAACAGAAUAAUUGAAAUAUAUAAUAGAAUAACGAGAAAUAAAGAUAA
Messenger RNA from Plutella xylostella (diamondback moth), 2056 nucleotides. RefSeq lists its product as uncharacterized. Lineage: Eukaryota; Metazoa; Arthropoda; Insecta; Lepidoptera; Plutellidae. The record is from RefSeq and is a predicted model, not a curated record.